UAGCACUCUCUCACACAUCACCAUUGAACCCUCUCCAUUCUCUCCUCUCCCUUCGAUAGGGUUUAGCAAAAAAAGUGUCGAGGUUUUCUUCUCCUCCUUCUGCAACUCCAAUCCUCGAAAUUGAAAAUCAUGGCGAAACCAAGCCGUGGUCGAGGAGCAUCCCCAUCUGGCUCAUCUUCUUCUAGGUCACGCUCUCGCUCCUUCUCCGGCUCCGAUUCUCGCAGCGCCAGCUCUCGUUCGCCUUCUCGUUCUCGUUCUCGCUCACGCUCUUUCUCCUCCUCUUCUUCUCCUUCUCGCAGUGUCAGCUCUCGCAGCGCCAGCCCUAGUGCUAGCCCUCCUCUUCAGCGUAAAAGUUCUGCUGAACCGGCAAAGCGAGCUCGUUCUCCACUGCCACAGGCUAAAAAGGCUUCUCCCCCUAGGAAACCUUCAACACUUCCGGAGUCUAAGGUUCUUUACAUAAACAAGCUCACAAGGAAUGUGAAUGAGGGCCAUCUCAAAGAAAUUUUUGGCAACUUUGGAGAAGUAGUAAAUGUUGAGCUUGCUAUGGAUCGCAUUGUCAAUCUUCCCAAAGGAUAUGCAUAUGUGGAAUUCAAGACAAGAGCUGAUGCUGAAAAGGCACAAGUGUACAUGGAUGGAGCUCAAAUUGACGGGACUAUUGUUGUGGCACAAUUAACUUUACCACCUAGUGAAAAGGUAUCACCUGCGAAAGCUGUGGCUCCUCCUCCCAAAAAAGAUGUGGCCAAAACUGAUGGUGUAGAUGCUGGGAAAGAUGGACCAAAACGCGGAAGAGAAGCUUCUCCACGUCCGAGGAGAUCUCCUGUUGCUCGUAGAGGUGGUUCACCUAGAAGGAUGGAUCCCCCACCUCGUCGGCGUGGAGAUUCUCCUGUUCGUAGAGAAUCUCCUUAUCGUAGAGGUGAAUCGCCUAAAAGAAGGCGCCCUAUAUCUCCGAGAGGCCGAUCUCCAUCUCCACUGAGGCGGCCAAGAUCACCUCUGAGGGGUUCUCCACGAAGGGUGCGAGGAAGUCCUGUUCGUAGACGCUCUCCCUUACCCCCACGACGGCGUUCACCACCUCCUAGACGACCUCGAAGCCCUCCUAGAAGAUCUCCUGUUAGUCGUAGACGCUCUCCUGUUCGUAGGGUUGGCCGUUCACGCUCAAGAUCAGCCUCACCACGGAGAAGACCACCAAUCAGAAGAGGAAGAUCAUCUUCAGGCUCUCCCUCGCCGAGUCCAAAAAGAGGUCCUAGGAGAAUAUCAAAAAGUCCCAAGAGGCCCUUGAAGGGGAGGAGUAAGAGCAGUAGUCGAAGUCGAAGCAGCAGUGGAUCCCCUCGUAAACCUUGAGCUUCUGAUGUUAAAUGUGGAAUCUACUUGACGAGGACUUGUUUCAUAUCUGCAGACUGCUGCUCUGUAAUGUGUUUUUAGCCUGAGAUUAUUCAUGUUAAUUUUGACCCCCAACUCUUUAUUAUUAUUGUUGCUGAUACAAGUUUGUAGUUAAGUGCUCGGUUAGCGUUGAUAUGUUAUGUCUUUAAAUUCUAAUAUCCGUGUGAAUUGUGAUGAGAUUAAGAGUCCUUUUAAGAACGACAA
This is a messenger RNA of Beta vulgaris subsp. vulgaris (sugar beet), 1581 nucleotides long. RefSeq names its product serine/arginine-rich splicing factor SR45. Gene Ontology annotation, biological process: mRNA splicing, via spliceosome. Gene Ontology annotation, molecular function: RNA binding. NCBI's taxonomy places the organism in Eukaryota, Viridiplantae, Streptophyta, Magnoliopsida, Caryophyllales, Amaranthaceae. The record is from RefSeq and is a predicted model, not a curated record. The transcript has 12 exons. Bases 130 to 1338 code for a protein of 402 amino acids. Gene Ontology annotation, cellular component: ASAP complex; nucleoplasm; cytoplasm.